UUCACUUCCGAUUUUCCAUCUUGAAACGGUGGCUUUCUUUCGUGGAAAAACAUUGCAGUGAAUGGCGAACUUUGACGCUAUUUUUGACGAAAAUCUUCGAGAGGAUGAACAAAGUUCGCGUGUUUCAGACGAAAAUGUCCAGGUGACACCAGAGCCGGUUGUUAUUCGCGGAGUAGGACACAUGACAGUGUUCGGGCUCAAUAGCAAGUUUGAUGCGGAAUUUCAACAACCCCUCAGUGCCAAGGUUGCCCCAGAAGAGUACAAAGCAACAGUCACAAGAGUAAAUAGAGUGCUUAGUAAGACAAUGCCCGUCAAUGUACGCUGGUUACUUUGUGGGUGCAUAUGCUGCUGCUGCACCCUGGGAAUGUCCAUGUGGCCUGUGGUUUGUCUAAAUAAAAGAACUAGACAUUCAAUAAAUAAGGUGUUAGAUGCUGAAAAUAAUCACCUGUAUCAUAAGCUUGGGCUUCAUUGGCGAUUAAAUAAACAGAAAUGCAAUUCCAGUAAUAUGAUGGAAUAUGUACUGCUCGUCGAGUUCUUACCAAAGGAGCAAAUUUUACGACCUGACUGAUCACUCCAGAAUGCUUCAUUUUCCUGAUGUAAUUCUAGAAUUGUAUAUUUCGUAAGAUAAUUUGUAACCUGUAAUAUACACUAUUGUAAAUUCCAAAUUUAUGAUAAAUUUAUUAGUAAUCAUUAAAAGUUCUUAGUUUUCUGAUGUAUCACUGAGUUAUCUCAGGAUCCAAGUAAUCAUGUGGUUAACUUAGAAGUUUCAUUUUUAAUUCCUGGUUGAUCAUGCAAUCUCAGUCUAAAUGACUUUAUUUUUAUAUGAAAGACAAAUUUAAAAAAUGCUUUAGUUAUGUAUUUACAUUUAUGUCCCUAAGUUAUAUUAAAUUCCUAUUUUUUAAUCAAUGAUCAUGAGUUUUUAAGAGAGAAGAAAGUUGUUGCAGGAUCUCUUGUCUUGCCAUGUGGCAAUGGUCAACCAGGUUAGAAGAGAAGAGCUUUUAAAUCUCCAGGUCACACAAAACAAAGGAGAGGUAGUUGACCAUGCUUCUGCCACACAACAACAGAACAACUUGAUCUUGUUGAUUUACCAAUUAAAUUGUAAUUGCCCAGAACAUUUGGUUGGCACUGGUAAAAUUCAUCAUUUGCCUUGUUUGGUGAGAUUUUUAUUAGCUAUUCUAUGUAAAUAUCUAGUUAAUCAUGGAAAACUUUCUUGACUGUGGCUUCCUGCAUUUUCCAAUUGAGAAGACAACAUCACAGAGGUGGAAAUGUUAGGUUUGUCGCUUGUAUUAAUAUUAAAACAAUUAAUGAUCCAGCCAUAGCCUCUCAGGAAUAUCAAUUGAUUUUCACCCAUUAUUAAGAAUUAUAUAGACAUAUUUUUAAGUGAUGUUGUUUAAGCUUUUAAUUUUUUGUUAGUGUUAAGCUGUAAAGGCUCUGAAGAAGUAGUUUGUAUAAAGUUAAUGUUUUAUUUUGAGGCCAUUAGGUUAGAAAGUCUAACUCUUCAUAUGGACUGAGAUUAUCUUCUGUAGUUGAUUUUUAGCACUUUCACCUUGGAGAUCAGAUUAAUGUUAAGCUUAACAGGUUGGCUGAAGCUCAAUGUCUUUAUUUAUUAAUUUUUUUGUUUUGUGGCCUUCCUAGUUUGAGUUGAUUCCCCCAGAGCAAUUUUCACUUCACCUUGUUUUUUUUUUGUUUAAAAGGCAUUUGCCUCCUUCUCCACCAUUUGCCUUUUAUCAACCUGUUUACUCAUGGCUUGUUUUCUCUUUGUUUACUUUCUCAUUGGCUCUUUGUAAUGUCUACGUUUGUUCUGAGUAGCUGUUUAGGUCACUGGAGUGGAAGAUAUUUGGAAUUCAACUGCUGUAUGUUCAAUUGUAUGUUUUAGUUAAAUUAAGUAAAUCUCUUGUUCAAUUGGUCAUGGCUGCUCAAAAGAUGGACAGUGUUUUGUAACUAAUAAUUCACAAUCUGAAGUGAAGUACUUCCUACCUUUUGAACAACUCUGACUAGUGAUCAGUUUUUUUUUUUCUCUUACAUCCAAAGUUAUUUCAUUUCAAGAAAUUGUCUUUACAAUUCUGACUUUGCUGUCUUUGUUCCACUUGAUUUGCACAUGCUGGCAUGUGUAUCUCUGGUGCUGGCACCACCAAUUUUAAAGGAAGAGUAACCUUAAUUUAUUUUUUACUGGAUUAAGUUUCUAUACUGGUUUAGUUAUAGGUGGUAAGUUUGUAAAGUGUGGGUUAUACGUAUAUAUAGUUUAUUAGACAAAGGGUAACUAAGCUUUCUUGUUAUAUUAGUGUUAAUAAAGUGGAGCAAAAUGGA
Stylophora pistillata is the source of this 2307-nucleotide messenger RNA. Its product is annotated as cysteine-rich hydrophobic domain-containing protein 2. The record is from RefSeq and is a predicted model, not a curated record. Lineage: Eukaryota; Metazoa; Cnidaria; Anthozoa; Scleractinia; Pocilloporidae.